Trichoderma aggressivum f. europaeum is the source of this 2091-nucleotide messenger RNA. Its product is annotated as transcriptional regulator family: Fungal Specific TF. Gene Ontology annotation, biological process: regulation of DNA-templated transcription; DNA-templated transcription. The coding region runs from base 1 to 2091 and encodes 696 amino acids. The record is from RefSeq and is a predicted model, not a curated record. The transcript is spliced from 5 exons. Gene Ontology annotation, molecular function: DNA-binding transcription factor activity, RNA polymerase II-specific; zinc ion binding; DNA binding. NCBI's taxonomy places the organism in Eukaryota, Fungi, Ascomycota, Sordariomycetes, Hypocreales, Hypocreaceae.
AUGCCCGAGCACGCCGCAAAGGGAAGAGUCCAACAUCUGCGCCGUGUGCUGCCGGCACCAGCCGGGCGGCCACCGGUGACAGCAACGCCGGACCCCCGAGUUUCUAAGAGGCAAAACAUGGUGGCCGCAGCCUGCAACGCCUGUCGCAAACAAAAGACAAAGUGUUCUGGUGACAGACCGGCUUGUAGUCGCUGCAUCCAGCGAAAAGUCGAAUGCCACUACACCACACAGCCGGGAGAAACGGAAUCUCAGGCAUGGCAACGAGGAUACAAGGACCUGCAGCGUAAAAGAACAGCUCACGAAGAGCUAUUCGAUCUCUUGAGGAAUCUGCCCGACAAAGAAGCUGGCCAUGUCUGGCAUAAAAUAAGAGACGGGGUGGACGCGAUGUCACUUCUCAACUACCUCAGAACGGGGAAUCUGCUACUGCAAAUGGCUGUUGCUCCCGAAACGCGCUUCCGGUAUGAACUCCCAUACCGAACAGUAAUGCCUGAAUAUUACCUUGGGGACAAUCCCUAUGUGGAUUCAAUGAUUUACGGAGCGUCUUCGCUCUAUCCCCAAGAUGAGCGCUCCAGGAUCUCGGGUCGUACGGCCACCAGUCGUGGCGGCAAGCGGGCUUCAAACGCGUAUCAAGACGCCUAUUUGAAGCCAUUUCAUGCUGCUGAAGUUAUUGACCCUCGGCUGACUGAUGCGAAAAUUUCCUCGUGGACCGGUGUUUGCAAAGACGAUGGGCUUAUGCGACGGCUUCUCUCAGUCUUUUUGAGAUGCGAGUAUCAUUUGACAUCAGCAUUUCAAAAAGACUAUUUCUUGGAUGACUUGGUGGCAAAUCGAAAGGAAUUCUGCUCCCCUUUGCUCGUCAAUAUUGUUCUAGCUUAUUCUUGUGUCUGCUUUCCGGAUUUCCCAGACCGUGCCGAAUAUUGGAAUCCCAAAGCGCUUGUCUAUCGCUUCGUGAUGGAAGCGAAGCGCAUAUGGGAGCUUGAAAGCCAUGUGCCACGGAUUACAACAAUCCAGGCCGGAAUCGUCUUCACCGUCUUCCACAAUCUCUGCGGCUUGGACGAAAUCGGACAAGCAUAUAGGAUCCAUGCCAUAGAUCUAGCCCAUCAAAUGCAGCUCUUUGACAGCACCGUAGGCGGUCGCAGCGAUAAAAUGCAGAGGAGCAUGGCGUUCCUCGCAUGGACCUUGUUCAAUUGGGAAACGCUUGUUGCCUUCUCCUUCAUGUUCAACCCACUACUCAAAGAGCCUCCAAACUGGCCUCUGCCGGAUCCCUCUCAAGAUGGGAAUUGGUAUGGGGAAAUAUGGCUCAAAUAUCCAUUGACCGAUGCCCUUUCGCCGUCUUAUUUCGGUAGCGUUUUCCGAGCAAAAUCUCAUUUCCGAAUCAUCAUGAACGAAUUUUGUUGCACAGCAUAUUCGGAAGGCUCGCAGGUAACUGUAGAAAAGGCCUAUGAACUUUUGAAUAAACUGAAGCACUGGUAUCACAGCUUGCCAGGUCCACUCCAGCCAAAGACAAUCGUCCUCCCUACACACUUGCAACUUCACAUUCAUUAUCAUUAUCUGAUCAUAACAAUCUUUGAACCUUUGAUGGACGCACAAACAGACCAACGGCCACCACCGCAGCAAGUGGUUGUCGAGCCCAAGAAGCACCUUCAAACGUUGAUCCGACUCUACUAUCUCCGCCACGGAUACGAUGCUAUGGACCUCUUUGUCGUCAUACCGCUUAUGCUUGCCGGUUCUGAAUGCGUGGAAGCCAUUAAUGACCAAACACCCGCAGCUGAGCUAGAGCUCCUACGCUCUACGCUCCUCUUGGUAGCAAAGGGCUUAAAUAGUCAGCGCCGGAAUCAUUAUCUAGCCGAAGCACUGUUCCGUGUCAUCCGGGGACGAAUGCGGCCGUCGGAACUUUCUCUAUUGAAGAAUACGAUGAAGAUAGACGAGAGUGAAUGGGACGAGAAGAGUAGCAUGGUGCAAGAGGUGCGAAGCGCGUGGCCGGUGAGCGUGGUCAAGAAGAAGGAAGAUAUAGACUCUCACAAGUUGACGAACCUAGUGGAGAGUUAUGGAAACCUAAACGUAGAAGGGAGUUCCGACGCUCAUUCAACUUGA